Molecule: messenger RNA, 1486 nt
Organism: Poecile atricapillus (Black-capped chickadee)
Lineage: Eukaryota; Metazoa; Chordata; Aves; Passeriformes; Paridae
Product: maestro heat-like repeat-containing protein family member 7
Exons: 11
Coding region: 8-1486 (492 amino acids)
Cellular component (GO): cytoplasm
Source: RefSeq, a predicted model, not a curated record
CUUUGACAUGGCAGAGAAACGCUCCAACCUGCCCAAGAAGGUGGAAGAAUGCGCUGGUGGUGCCCCACCACAGCAAGGUAAUGAGAUGGAGCAGCUCCAGCUGCUGCAGAAGGAUGCAGGGAGGGACCUGACAAAAGAGGAGAACUCUGCCCGUAGCAGCUGGUGCUUUAUAGGCCAGAUGUUUACGAACAAAGGCGCUUGGUGUCGAGACAUGAUCACCAUGUUGACCAAGCGUGAGGCAAAGCCUGACCCUGCACCCACUCAGAGCAUAGCUCCUGCUCCCAGCAUGGAUUCUUUUGGAGACAGGAUUGUCUCCAGUCCAAAUCAAGUGCCAGGUUUUGUUUGGAACAUGCAUCAGAGGCUCAUGUCCAGUGAGGCUCCAGACGACAGGCUGUUCAUGGACAUCCUGAGGCUGACUGAUGCCCACCCCACUGAUGUGGCAGUGACCCUCCUGCGCUGUGCCCCAUCAUGUGAUAGAGGUGCUGCAAGCAUGUGGAAAACCAUAGCAUCAUCAGGAACAACACUGGACAAGGUGCUGCCAUCACUGCUCUCUGUGCUGGAGGGCUGGCCACAGCAGAGAAUGUACACCUCAGAUGGAGACAAUACGGAUGUAUUUUCCCUGGCUGCAACCAGGGUGGUUUGGGAGAUUCUCCGCCUGCCCUGGUGCCCAGAGCCGUUUAUGGAAUAUUCCCCCCAUCUCGUCGUGGCUCUGCUCUUCCAAGUUUUUAUCAGUACAGAGCAGGUGCCAGAGGAGGUCGAUAAUUUCUGGAGGACAUGUCAGGAGCAACACGGCCUUUCCACGAGCAUCAACAGGUUUGCAAUGCAGACUUUAAGGGCGCUGUUCCACCAUCUGCGCUGUGUGCAUUUACUGGUUGCAAUGGAACGCAAGUGUGGUUGGGACACCCUUCUCUGUGUUGACACCCACCACUAUGCUGUGGGUCUGCUGGCCAGAGAGAUGCGCCGUGUCUCCAUCCCCUUGUGUUCGUGCAUUGCACUCCGCCUGCUCAGGCUGCUCAACCAGGAGGAACCACGCUGGGAACUUGCUGCUAUGGCGUUCCUUGUGGAGGUCCUGGAGUGCCUGGACUUGAAUGAAUGGGGUGAAAACCUCCUGGAGAUCAUGACAAAGCACCUGAAGAGCGAGUCCAAGGAGGAGUGUCACCUGGCACUCAGAGGCCUCGUGGUGCUCAGCCAAGAUCCCUUGGUGGCCAAAAAAAUGUGCAGCCUGUCUGCAAGCUUGGUGCAGCUAUUGAAGAAUGCAGAUGGAGAGGACAUCAGGUUGACCCUCACUGUGUUCAAGAACAUGCUCCUGAAAAAAGAUAUUCUAGUAUCCAGCCCCACGGCCCUGAAACUGGCUGAGGCUCUCCGGCCCCUCUUUGACAGUGCCUGUGCACAGGGGAGUCUGGAGAAUCCAGUGCUGAGUUUUUUCCUUUCCAACAGGACAACAGCCACAUACAGCUGCUCUCCAUUCAACUCUACCAAGAAGUGA